This is a messenger RNA of Spirodela intermedia, 1720 nucleotides long. NCBI's taxonomy places the organism in Eukaryota, Viridiplantae, Streptophyta, Magnoliopsida, Alismatales, Araceae. The record is from the annotation of a GenBank genome assembly.
AUGGCGCUCCUCUCCUCGGCGGUGCGCUUCGCCGCCAUCUCCAUCCCGCGGCCGCAGCAGCGGACCCGUAGGGCUACUGCUCGCCGCCCAAUUCGCGCCGCAUCGGCGGUGCUCUCGGAUCACAGGGCCCGGUUUGUGGCAAAUCGUACGGAGUCCGCCUCCGUUCAACAGCUUCAGCGCCCCCUCGGUGAGCGCCGGCCUCUGCAAUCUCCCCGAAUCUCUACAGUUCAACCAUUUAUUUGUUUCCAUCUUGUGCCAGCGGAGUACAUGAGUUUGCCAGCGAGCCAGUACUCGGUGCUGGACGCGGAGAGGAUCGAGCGCGUGGACGAGAAAACCUUCCGCUGCUUCGUGUAUCGCUUCAAGUUCUUCUCCUUCGAGGUGUGCCCCGUGCUAAUGGUCAGAGUGGAGGAGGAGCGUGGUGGGUGCUGCAUCAGACUCUUGUCGUGCAAGGUACUCGUCCCAGUUUUCUUGGAUGCAUUAACUGUCUUUCUUGGGUAUGGAACGCCCCAAGAAGAGGAUGAAAAGAAGUAAUCUGAUGCUGUUGGUUUUGCCGCUUUUGCUGGUUGCCACCGACUGAUGAUUCCCCAUAGCUGGAGGGCUCCCCCAUCGUCGUUGCUCAGAAUGAGAAAUUCUCCGGUAUGGGAUGCUAGAUUUCUUAUUGUUUUAAAAGCAUUUUGUUAACUGGGUAUUGCGGCCGGUCUUGCUGAGAGAUUGCCCACUAUUUUCCUUUACUUGACUUGAGUUCCUCUGCAAUUGCUUCCUGCAAAACGCAGAAGAUGGAACCUCUCUUCCCCUGCUAUCUUCAUGUUUCAGGCUCAGUUCAUAUGCCAACGUUCCUGCCCUCUUCCCUCCCUUUGUCUGCCAUGAAUUAUGGUUUCAUCAUGCUUCCACGUUCUUGAUAAUGUUUUCCAUUAAUCUUCUUCAGACCUGCAUGCUAAAAACCUCUUUGACCUCAAAUGACACUCCGUGUGGAAUCCAUGAUCUCUUUUUCUGGAUUAGGAUGAGAGUUCUGGGAGAAAUGGGCCACAAGUUUGACGAUUUGUCUAGCUGGCAAUGGCCAUUUCUUCAGCCAUAAGACAGCCAUGGUCUCUCAGUCGGGUUCAUACUCUCUUCCCGUUGACCAUUCUGAUUUGGCAAGGUUGACCAGCGUAUUGAUCAUCGAUCUGAGUCAAAAUAUCUAAUUUUUUCAGGAGUGAUGAUUUGACAUUGGUUUGAUAUGGGAAAUGCAGCUUCCAUGGUGAAUAAGAUAUCCUGCGAUGACGGCUCGGACAACUCGGGAGCACAGAAGCUCGUCACAGAUACCACCAUUGAGGUAAAGCUUCAAGAGAUUAUUUCACUCAUCUCCGGUAUUAUUAUUAGUAUUAUUAUUAUUUUCUCCAUUUUGAAGUGGGUAUCACUUUCAGGUCAGCAUCGAUAUUCCUUUUCCGUUUAGGGCGAUCCCCGUGGAAGCGAUCGAGUCAACGGGUACCCAGGUCCUCGAGCGCCUACUGAGGAUCAUGCUCCCAAGAUUUCUGUCACAGGUUUGCUGAUCCCUGGCAUCUUCUUUCUUGAUCUUUACCCCGUCUGGCAUAAAUCCGCUCAACAUGCAAAAAUCACAGAUUAUCGUCAACAGUGAUAAAAAAGGAAUUUUUUUUCCGGGAUCAUCCAGCUGGUGAAGGACUACCAGGCGUGGGCUUCUGGGGACGUGUCGAGGCUGCCGCAGGGGAACGGGGAGAUCUGA